Messenger RNA from Paramecium sonneborni, 569 nucleotides. NCBI's taxonomy places the organism in Eukaryota, Ciliophora, Oligohymenophorea, Peniculida, Parameciidae. The record is from the annotation of a GenBank genome assembly.
AUGAAAAUAUUAUUANCAAAAAAAGGUAUAAAUUAAAAUGAUCAAGAGCUAAAUAUCAUUUGGAACCAUACUUAAAAUAUGAAGAAGGAUUGGCUGUUGUUAAUCAAGUUCUUCCUCAAGCUCUUAAAUAGAAAGGCAAACCUUACUUAUUUAUGGCAGCUUCACAUUAUAUUUCUGUAUAAAAUUAUUAUUAAUAAGUCUAUUAUGGUAGUUAAAUGAGUUUUGCAAAGUUACUUCAAGAAUUAAGAUAUUUUAUAUAAGAUGAUGAAGCUAGAUUUCGAGAAUGUUUGAGAGUUAAGAGAGGUUUGAAAGAUACAUCAUAACCAGGAGGAAUGUACAAAGAUCAAGUGUAUCUUACAGGUGCAAUCAAGAUUUUAAAAUACAGAGGAAAAUUAAAUUUUAUUCAUUUACAUAUUGGAAAGAUUACAAUUAAAGAUUGCUUUAGAUUGGGAGAAAAUGGAUAAAUAUUUACUAAAAAUAUCUAUCUUCCUCCUUUUUUAUAAGAAUUAGAUCAAUAUAAAAAAGGUUUGGAUAAAAUAGCUUCACAAAAUUUCAUUAAUUUUAUAUGA